Messenger RNA from Platichthys flesus (European flounder), 3326 nucleotides. RefSeq names its product cytochrome P450 2F5-like. The transcript has 9 exons. Lineage: Eukaryota; Metazoa; Chordata; Actinopteri; Pleuronectiformes; Pleuronectidae. Gene Ontology annotation, biological process: xenobiotic metabolic process. Bases 56 to 1531 code for a protein of 491 amino acids. Gene Ontology annotation, cellular component: intracellular membrane-bounded organelle; cytoplasm. Gene Ontology annotation, molecular function: heme binding; oxidoreductase activity, acting on paired donors, with incorporation or reduction of molecular oxygen, reduced flavin or flavoprotein as one donor, and incorporation of one atom of oxygen; iron ion binding. The record is from RefSeq and is a predicted model, not a curated record.
CAGUGAGAGAGAGUUUCCUGCAGAGAGAGGACAGGGCUUGGUUCACUGGGACAGUAUGGACGUGUCACUGGUUUUAGUGGUGGGGCUGAUCCUCACUCUGCUGGUGCUGCUGGGUCUGAAGAGAGGGGGUCCGGUGAGUUUACCUCCGGGACCCUCAGGCCUCCCCCUCAUAGGAAACCUGCUGCAGCUGGACAAGAGGGCCCCGUUCAAAACCCUGCUCAAACUCAGUGAAAGCCACGGCCCCGUGAUCACCGUGUAUCUGGGCCCUCAGCGGGCUGUGGUUCUGGUCGGGUACGACGCCGUGAAGGAGGCUCUGGUGGACCAAGCAGACGACUUCACGGGCAGAGCACCGAUUCCUUUCCUGUUCAGAGUGACCACGGGCUAUGGUUUGGCGAUCAGUAACGGAGAGCGCUGGCGGCAGCUGCGGCGUUUCACCCUCACAACGCUCAGGGACUUUGGAAUGGGACGCAAAGGGAUGGAGGAGUGGAUCCAGGAGGAGAGCAGCCAUCUGGUGGCACGCCUCAACAGUCUGGAAGGUGCAUCUUUCGAUCCGACCUUCUACAUGAGCUGCACCGUGUCCAACGUGAUCUGCUGCUUGGUGUUCGGUCAGCGCUUCAGCUACGACGAUGAAGAGUUCCUCUACCUGCUGGAGACCAUCUCAGAAGUCCUGAAGUUUGGCAGCAGUCCCUGGGGUCAGCUGUAUAACGUCUUCCCUCGACUGAUGGAAUGGCUGCCGGGUCGACAGCACACGAUCUUUGCCAGGGUCGGUGCUCUGACAGAUUUCGUCAGGCGAAAGAUCCGUGAGCACGAAGACACGCUGGACCCGAGCUCGCCCAGAGACUACAUCGACUGCUUCCUGCUCAGAGUCCGUCAGGAAAAGGAAGUUCCCACGUCUGAGUUCCACCAUGAAAACCUGGUGGCGACGGUGUUGAAUCUGUAUUUGGCAGGAACAGAAACCACCAGUUCCACCAUCAGAUUUGCACUUAGUGUGUUUAUCAAAUAUCCAAAAGUACAGGAGGAUAUGCAGCAGGAGAUUGACACUGUGAUUGGACGGCAGCGUUGUCCCUACAUGGAGGACAGGAAGUCCCUCCCCUUCACAGAUGCAGUCAUCCAUGAAAUUCAGCGUCUGAUGGACAUUAUUCCCAUGAACUUCCCUCACUACGCCCUCCAGGACAUCGCCUUCAGGGGCUACACGAUCCCCAAGAACACAUUUAUCAUUCCCUUGUUGCACUCUGUGCUCAAAGAGGAGAAGCAGUGGGCCACACCUUGGUCCUUCAACCCGCAGCACUUCCUGGACCAAAACGGCAGCUUUAAGAAAAAUCCUGCGUUCUUGCCAUUUUCUGCAGGAAAGAGAUCUUGUGUUGGAGAGUCCCUCGCUCGCAUGGAGCUCUUCCUCUUCCUGGUGUCACUUCUGCAGCGUUUCACCUUGUCUUGCUCCGGAGGUCCUGACAGCAUCGACCUCAGCCCCGAGUACAGCAGCUUCGCCAACGUGCCCCGAAGGUAUGACAUCAUCGCCACGCCGCGGGAAUAAUGGAUAAUUUGAUAUCAAAGGAAAUAAAUUCCGUGGUAGCAUAAGUCCAGACAGAGGACUUCAUAUUUCUUUUCUCCUGUGCCCAUAACUCUGAUGUUUGACUUCACCUAAUAGUGUGAGUCCAUGUUUGUAUAUCUUCUUGUAUAUCUUCUGUGCUCGUGUGUCAAAUGUUAACAAAGUGUUUACCAAAGAUUUUAAAGAGCGCUCACUACAUCACUUAGUCACGUGUUUUACUUUAAUUACACCUCAGAAUACACAACUCACAAACACAGCUAAUAGAGGAUCUCCGCUCCUGUAAAAAGUUAUGAUAUAUCAUCAACUACUAUUUGAAGCAUCAACUUGUGAACUGAAAUAGUUUUUUGUUUUCUUGCUUUGUUUUGUUAAGAAAAUGCAGGAAUCACAUGACAAAACAUGAGAAGGAUUGUAUGAUAACAUAUUAAUGAACAAUAACAGGUAACAUACCAUCAUUUAAAAUAAGUCUGGGCCCUUUAAACCCUUUGCUCAGUGACAUGACCUGGAGUGAUGUCAGUAAUCUGAUGAGUUCCAGGUGAUCCAUCGAGCAGCGGUUCAGCCUGUCGGUGUGUAGCUGUGUGUAGCUUUGUGUAGAUGUGUGUAGAUGUGUGUAGAUGUGUGUAGCUGUGUGUAGAUGUGUGUAGAUGUGUGUAGAUGUGUGUUCCAGAGCAACAGAGUGAACGUCCGUGUCAGACUUAAGGGAUCAUUGUCCGACACUGAGGCUGAAGCGUGUGAGGAACCCGGAGUAUCGGUUGUCAUGGCAGGUUCUAUUAAACCUUAAUAAGACUUGGUUAAGAUCUUACACGUCAAGUAUUAGGUGCAAAAUAUUGUGCCGCAGUAUAUUAUUGUUUUAAUAGAACAAAGUUUACAACACGUUUACAGAAUCUAAAGAGAAUGCAUUAUUCAGCAUAUAUUGUUUCCUAUAAUAAAACAUAUCAACAAGUAUAUUCUAUUGAAGUUAUAUUUUUACUAAAAUAAGAGAAGUCUGGUCCAUGUGUCUGAGUGAUGAUGGCACACCGGUGAUUGUUACUCCUGUGAGAUGUUUAGUAUGAUCAGUGACCGAACUCCUCUGUCCUCGUCCACUAUUUGUUUUGUUAAAGGAAAAUACAGAGAACAAGUGAAAGUGAUCACAGGAUUAAAACCCGACUCUCACACCAGGAAGAAACAGCAUGAAUUGUGUUUCUAGAUGAUUUCAGGGAAACAAAAGUAAAAACUCGACCCCGGACACGAGGAGCAGGUGCUAAAGUGUUUGCUAGAUGUUGGGCAGGUGAUAUUUAUGCUUCACCAGUUUCUUCAUAUCUGGUGCUGGUGAGAUGUUGCUGUUUGGUAACUGAGGCAGGUACUGGGCCUAGAAGGAGAGGGGGGGAGGGAGAGAGAGGGGGAGAGAGAGAUCACACAAGUAAAAACACAAAUAUCUGUUGUGCACAUCUCAAAAUUGUCUAUGCCUUAAUGUAUCAGGGUAAUUGUUUUUCGGGGGGGGGGGUUCCAUCCUGCACCUGUAAAUGUGAUAUGUCACUAAUGCCUUGAGGGAAUUAAGUGUUAACUUGGACUCAGGGAUAAACUGGUUGUGUUUUCUUGGUCGAGGGUCAGUGUCACUGAUCCCUCACACACAAACGUCUGGCCUGGUGACGGGGAAAUCUCGAUAGUGACAUGAAGGAAUCUCGUACAAACAUUCUUUACUUAAUAUACUUUAUAAAAACUUCCUUCAAAGUCUGCACUGUAAAGCUCUUUCAUAUGCCUUGGUCGUUGUUUUCUUUUGGUGAAUAAACUUUUGAAAGUUGAA